AUGUUGAGGCUAAUCAUUUUAACGGUGUUGGUGGCGCCAUCAUCUUCUGUGUCUGUGGGUCGCAUCCUGCACUUUUCGGAUGUGCACUUGAAUAUAUCCGAUGGAUUGACGACAGAAAAUCUUCCCUUUUCCAUCCGCUACUUCCAGGACGCGUCCUUGCCACUCUUCGAGUCGGCAUUACAGUACGCGAAGCAGCACGUCGUGGCGGACCCAGACCUUUUUCUUUAUACUGGAGAUCACGCGGUUCACGGGCUUUUUACGGAUGCAUACAUUUCUGAAGCUGUCAAGACAAAUGUACAUGUAAUGGAAAAAUAUUACAAGCAAAAAAGUUGGAAUGGACUGCAGGAUGUCACGGCCAUCAUUGGCAACGCAGACGCGAAUCCCGACUACCAUAUGGAGUUGACGAAUCCUGAGAUGGAAACAAACCCGUCUAUUGAGCUCAUUUCGAAUGCUUGGAAGGACUCCUUGUCAGCGGCCAACAUGGACUUGUUCAAUCGUCGUGGAUAUUUGACCUACGCUCUGGACGAUAAACUUGAGGUGAUUACUCUCAACACGGUGCCCUAUUCACCAAGUCAUCUGCCAGAUUCGUCGGAGCAGCCAGAUCCGUUCGGACAAUUUGCCUGGCUAGACAAAACACUUGCAAAGCUUCAAAGUUCUGGUAAAUUUGCGUACAUUGCUGGUCAUAUUGCGCCAAUCGUAGACUCAUACGGAGGCGAUCCUCAAUGGCAUCCCAAGUAUAUUGUGAAGUACAAAAACAUUGUUGGCAAGUAUGCUCAUGUAGUGAAAGGACAGUUCUUCGGCCACGUUCACAUGAUUGAGUUCCGAGUACCUGUGCCAUCACUUGAGAUACCUACAGAAGCGGACAGUACUUUUCAGCUAAUGCCGAUGUACAUUUCGGGUGCAAUCUCGCCGAUUUUCGGUAACAAUCCGUCUUUUAUAGUUUGGAACUACGAUCCUGACACAUAUGACGUGCUUGACUAUUCUGUGUAUUCUUCCAACAUCACGGAGAGUGAGACUCAACUCGACUGGAAACUUUCGUUCAAGGCAAGUGAGGCCUACGGUCUCAGAUCGCUAUCUCUUUCCGAGCUCUCAGCCUUUGUGCGCCGUGCUGAGCAGAACGUAAGCUUGAUUGAGAAUUACCAUUGGAACACGUGGGCCCGUUCGCCGAACGCUCCACCUUGCAAGGACUCACUGUGCCACGUCAAGGCGUUUUGUACACUGAAGUGGUGGACUACAAAAGGCGAAUAUCUAGCUUGCAUUGAUUCGUUUCAAUCGAAGCUUCCUCACGACUACAUGUCCGUCUCACGUAACGAUACCCCUAGCACUGUAGAUUAUGCCUUGUCGUUCAAGGACGUGGUGGGAACGAUUGGAGAGACAGUGGUCGUAAUUGUUGCUGCGAUCAGUUAUGUUGUGUUUGUCGGGUUCAUGCUUCAACGAGCUGGUAUCCUCAAAAACCGUUCGCUGUACGAGACCGUGGAUUCUUAA
Molecule: messenger RNA, 1485 nt
Organism: Plasmopara halstedii
Lineage: Eukaryota; Oomycota; Peronosporomycetes; Peronosporales; Peronosporaceae
Exons: 3
Coding region: 1-1485 (494 amino acids)
Molecular function (GO): hydrolase activity
Source: RefSeq, a predicted model, not a curated record